AUGAUUUCCAAUACUGCCAGUGUCCCUACCCUCCGUGGAGGUUACAUCACGCUAGAAACUGUGACCAAGCCAUGUCUGGUCAAGGAGCGCAAGACCAAGAUUAUCUGCACUCUUGGCCCUGCCUGUUGGAGUGAAGAGGGAUUGGCCAAGCUGAUGGAUGCUGGUAUGAAUGCUGCUCGUUUCAAUUUUAGCCAUGGUGAUCAUGCUGGUCAUUUGAGUGUCUUGGAACGUCUGCGCAAGGUCUGCAAAGAGAAGAAACGUAACAUUGCUGUCUUGAUGGACACCAAGGGUCCCGAAAUCCGAACAGGAUUCUUUGCCAAUGACGCGAAGAAAAUUGAAUUGACCAAAGGAGAGACCCUCGUGCUCACUGGCGAUUAUUCCUUCAAGGGAGACAAUAAGAAAUUGGCAUGUUCUUACCCUACUAUCGCCCAGAGCGUCAAGGAGGGACAGCAGAUUCUCUGUGCUGAUGGUAGUCUUGUCUUGACAGUCUUGUCCUGCAAUGAGGCUGCUAAGGAGGUCUCCUGUCGAAUCGAAAACAACUGUUCCAUUGGAGAACGCAAGAACAUGAACUUGCCAGGAGUUGUUGUUGAUUUGCCCACCUUUACGGAAAAGGACGUCGAUGAUAUUGUCAACUGGGCCUGCAAAUACAAGGUGGACUUCAUUGCGGCAUCCUUUAUUCGAAAGGGAUCUGAUGUCACAAAAUUGAGAAAAUUGUUGGCUGAUAACGGAGGAUCAGAGAUCAAGAUUAUCUGCAAGAUUGAAAAUCAAGAAGGGUUGGAGAAUUAUCAGGAAAUUCUCAAGGAAACGGAUGCCAUUAUGGUUGCUCGUGGUGACUUGGGCAUGGAAAUCCCUGCCUCCAAGGUCUUUUUGGCGCAGAAGUACAUGAUCCGAGAGGCCAACCUCAUGGGAAGACCCGUUGUCACGGCUACUCAGAUGCUCGAAUCGAUGAUCACUAAUCCUCGCCCAACUCGUGCAGAGUGUUCUGAUGUUGCCAACGCCGUCUACGAUGGAACCGAUGUAGUCAUGUUGAGUGGUGAGACAGCCAAUGGACCUUACUUUGAAGAGGCCGUCAAGGUCAUGAACAAGACUUGCUGUGAGGCUGAAUCCUCUCGCAACUACAACCUGUUGUAUCAGUCGGUACGAAACUCCAUUAUCAGACAAACCGGGACCCUUUCUGUUGGAGAAUCCAUGUCUUCAUCGGCUGUCAAGACAGCCCUGGACAUCCACUCCAAGCUCAUUGUUGUGCUCAGUGAAUCUGGACGAAUGGCCAACUACAUUUCCAAAUUCCGUCCCAGCGUCUCUGUCCUCAUGAUGACACCCCAGGAAACCGCAGCUCGUCAGGCCAGUGGAUUGAUGGCAGGAUUGCAUUCCGUGGCCGUGCAUGGUCUUGACAAAAGCGAAGAAUUGUUGGAAGAAUUGUCCCAUGAACUAUUAGAAAAUGGCAUUGCCAUGGAAGGAGAUGAGAUUGUUGUUUGUGGUGGACGCAUGGCAGGGCUUAAGGAACAGGUCCGAGUCUACAAGCUUGCCAAGGGCAAGAAACAUGGACACAUCAUCAACAGUCAUACCUUCUUCUUUGAUGCCAAGAUGAUCUUUACCUUUGUCCCGGAAUCCUUCUAG
Seminavis robusta is the source of this 1617-nucleotide messenger RNA. NCBI's taxonomy places the organism in Eukaryota, Bacillariophyta, Bacillariophyceae, Naviculales, Naviculaceae. The record is from the annotation of a GenBank genome assembly.